AUGGUUAUUAUUAUUAUAUCAAUUUUUAUUUACUGUUGUUGGUCAGAAACAACAGAAAUGACAUGGUGUGAUUCAAAUGAUAGAGGAUUAAUUCAAUACAUUAGUGUUACAAAAGGAUUAUGUGAUUAUACAGAUAAAAAUUGGCAUGGAGUAUUAUUUUAUUAUUUUAAUGAUAGUGAUUGUUUUGAGAUAUAUAAUAUUUGUUGUUCUAAAGAUGAGACUAGAGCAGAUCUUAAUAAGUUUCAUUUAAUUGAUAAUAUUCAAGAUGGUAGAAAUACUAAUAGAAUCAUUAGAUUUAAUUUUAAAGGAAGUCCACAUGCAAGGGCAUUUCAUAAUAUUACAAUUGAAGAGUAUCAUCCAAGGAUUAAUUUUGUAAUUAAUACUUAUUAUAUUCUUCCUAAAAGUAUUAUCACUUUAACAGGAAGAGAAAUUACUUAUGAAGAUUAUCCAUAUUUUAUUAUAGCAGAAUCAAGACCAUUUACUAUUAGAACUUCAUUAGAAAAUACAUUAGAAUAUAUUAAUUUAAAUUAUACAUGGGGAUUUUCACCAGGAGUUUUUAUAGAAGGACAUAUUGCAGUAAAAUUAACAAAUGAAACAAUAAGAAAUAAUUGUCAAUAUAGGUAUACAUCAGAUCAAUAUGUUAUCAAUAGAGGAGUUGAUAAUAAUGAUUUACAAGUGUUAGAUAUUUGUUAUUCUUAUGGUAGACAUAGAAUGGCUAUUUGUGGAAAGAAUGUACCAGUAACAUAUCAAGACUGUUCUUGUUCAUAUUCAAAUUUUGAAUAUGAAAAUUCAGCAAUAGACUGUUCAUUUUUAAGUAAAUAUUUAUCAUUUAAAAUAAAACCAAAUCAAGAAUUUAUUCCUUAUGAGAGAGAAUGGUCUACAUUAAUAACAACUGGUGUUGAUAGUAAAAUUACUAUACCAAAAGAUUCUUCAAUGACAUUUUUUGAUGAUGUUUAUUUACCAGACACAUCCUUAAGUAUUGAUGGUACAUGUAUAUUUAAAGGAAUUGUUCAUAUUGAAAAGAGUGAUGUAUUAUAUAAUUUAGGUCAUUUUCAAGCAACAUUAUUUAAAUAUGAUUCUAUUGAUAUUUCUAAAGAUCCAGUACUUUUUAUUGGAAAAUGUAGUAGUAAUUCAACAGAAUGUAAAAAAGUACUUUCAAAUAGUAAUAUAAAAGAAGUAAAUUGUGGAGGAGUUUUAAAUAGGUAUUUAUAUAGUGCAAGUACAUUAGAAUGUAAAUGUACACAAAAAGAUUCUACACAAUUUGAACAAUCAGAUUGUUCAUAUUUAACUGAAGGAAGACAAAAUAGAAUGAAAUUAGUAUUAGAAUAUAAUUAUAAUAGUGGAUUAACGAAAAAAUAUUGGAGUAGUAUUUCAGGUAAAACAUAUGAAAAUGGUGAAUUAAUUGAAAGUAUUACAUUAGAAGGAAAUUCUAUUAUUGUUGAAAAUGAAUGUGAUUUUAGAAAUAUUAAAGUAAUAGAAUUAAAAGGGUCCUUAAGAUGUGGUGUAUUAUAUCUAAGUAAUACUACAAAAAUUAUUGGAUUUGCUGGAAGUUCCUUAAGAACUUAUUCUAUUCAAAUUGAUAAUAUAGUUUCAAAUAUGAAUAAAGAGGCAUUAAUAGUUAUGGGAGAUGGUGAAUUUAUUAGUGAUGGAAGUAUGAAUAAAGUAUUAUCAAAUAAACAAACAGAAUGUUUUGAACUAGUUAGUUUUAAUAAUGAAGUAUCAAAAUCAUUAGAUGAAUCUAGUGAUGGAAAAUAUGUUUCGUUAGUUGUUGGUAAAAUAAUUCGUAUUUGUCCAGAAGGGUAUAAUAAAGAUGAUAGACGUAAAAUUAUUUGUUCAAUAGAAAAUGGGAUAUUAGGUAAUUUUAAAUAUCACCAAUGCCCAUGUGAAGGGAAUGAAUGUUAUUAUGACCUUGGUGAAUGGAAAGAGAUUAGUAUUAGUUCUGAAAAGGAAUAUGAUAUGAUCGAUGGGAAUAUUAUUGUUACUAACCCAAACGUGAUAUUUAAUAAUGUUAGAAGUAUUUCUUCUAUCCAAAGUAAUAUCAUACCAACUAUUCAAUUAAAUGGAAAUAAUGAUAUAAUUUCUAUUAAAAUAAAUACAAAUAAAACAAUGCAUAUUAUAAGUAAUCAAAAUAUUCAUUUAUCUGGAAAUGCAGAAAGUGUUAGUAUUAAAACAACAAAGAAUAAAGGAAAGAUUAAUAUUGUUGGAAUGUAUAAUCAAAUAGGAAUUAAUACAAGUUAUACAACUAUAAUAACUGUUGAAAAUGAUAAUUCUAUUGCAAGUAUGAAUAGUCAAGGAGGAUUUGAUAUUUCAAAUAAUAGUUUAAUAGGAAAUAAUAAAGUAAGAUAUUCUAUUGACGGAAGAUGUAGAAUAGGAAGAAUGAUUAAUGAACGAUUUAUCUGUGAUUCAUGUGGAAAAGAUGAAAUAAAAGGAAGUUGUUUAGAAAAUAUAAAUGUUGAUAAUUGUUUAACAUAUGGAAUAACAGGAAGAUGUAUUGAAUGUCAAGAGAAAUAUUAUCUUAGUAGUAAUAUGAUAGAAAAUGAAAUUAAUCAAAAAUGUAUUUAUUGUCUAGAUAGUCAUUGUAAAAGAUGUUCAAAAGAAGAGUGUUAUGAAUGUGAAGAAGGAUAUUUAUUAGAAAAAGGAAUAUGUAAAUAUCAAGAUAUAAAUUGUAAAUUUUAUUCAAAUGGAUAUUGUAAAUUAUGUAAAAAUGGAGAAUAUGUUAAUAAUUUACAAUAUUGUUCUAAAUGUGAAAUAAGUAAUUGUGAAGUAUGUAAAACAAAUGAACCAAAACAAUGUGAGAUAUGUUCAAAUGGUUAUUAUUUAAAUAAGAGUUUAUUGUGUGAAAAAAUAAAUGUAAAUAAUGAAACAGUAAAUUCAGGAGCAAUAAGUUGUUAUGAAGGAUAUUACAAUGAUAAUGGAAUAUGUAGAGAAUGUAAAAAUAAUAAUGAAUAUGGUAAAGAAUGUCUAGGGUGUACGAAUGAGAAAUGUUAUAUUUGUGCAAAUGAAUAUAUUUUAAAUAAUAAACAAUGUGAAAAAAAUACAAAUGAAUAUUGUGAAGUAAUAAAAGAUUCUAAAUGUGUAAAAUGUAAAUAUGGAUAUUAUAAUCCAUCUUCAUGUACAAAAUGCCCAAAAGGAUGUUUAUCAUGUUAUGGAACAAUAGAAAAUGUUAUAUGUCUUGAGUGUGAUAAUCAAAAUGAUUUACCGUUAUGGUUAAUUGAUGGUCAAUGUAAAAGUCAAACUCAAAUAUUUUUAUUAAAUAAUUCAUUAAAAACAAAAGAAUAUCAAAAUUUAGAUAAAUGUGAUAUUAAUCAAAAAGGUAUUUGUAUUAGAUGUUCUGAUGGUUAUUAUGAAUUUAAAUCAAAUUGUCUUCCUUGUAAUUCAAAUUGUUCAAGUUGUUUAAACACAUCAAUACAAUGUUUGUCUUGUUCAGAUCCUAAUAAAAUUUUAAGUAAUUAUGAAUGUAUUUCUGAUGAAGAAUUCUCUAAAUCAUGUAAACAACAAACAUUAAGUAAAGUUGGAUGUGCUAUUUGUAAUGAUGGUUAUUAUAGAAAAGGAACAUCAUGUCCAAAAUGUCCAAAAACAAUGGAAUUAUGUGAGAGAGAAGAUUUACCAAUAAAAUGUAAUGAUGGAUAUUUUAUGUAUCAUUCUAAAGAAUGUAGACCAAAAACUGAAUUAACAAAUUGUGUUACAAUUGAUUCAACAGGUUGUAGUAAAUGUUUAGAUGGUUAUUAUGUUUAUGAUUCUUAUUGUUUUAGUUGUCCAGAUAAUUGUUAUUCAUGUAGUAAUAGUAAUAAAUGUAAAUUAUGUUUUGAUGGAUUUGUAUUAAAUGGAUUAAAUUGUUUGUCUUAUAAAACAAUAGAACAUUGUGAAUCUUCUUCAAACAAUGUUUGUACUUCAUGUUCAAUAGGUUUUACAAUUAAAGGAAAUAUUUGUAAAAGAAAGUCUAUGUGGUGGAUAAGUUUAAUUGUUAUUCCAAUAUUCAUAUUAAUAGUUAUUAUGAUUUAUUUCAUACUUACUUUAAUUUCAAAAAAAAUAAUUAGACUAAAACAAGAUAAUACUUUAAAUCUAAAAGAUUUAUUCUCCUCAGAACAUUUUCAAGAAGUUCUUCCAGGUAUAUUAGUAACAAACAAUAAAUUUACAUUAGUUGGUGAUGAAUAUAUUCCAGUGAAUGAAACUACUACCUUAAAAUUAAUAAUUGCUAAUCAUGGCAAACAUAAAGUUAAGAUUCAAUCAUCUCAUAUCCCUUCUAAAAAAUAUCAAUUUACUAUUCAACCAAAUUUAGUCUUUUUAAGACAAAACAAAGCUAUAGAAGUUACUAUGGAGAUUACACCUAUUUGUUCUACUACUAUCUCUCAACAAAUUAGAUUUUCUGUAUAUAGUUUCAAAUUUAAUAAAGAAAUGGAUUUUUUUGUGGAUAUUAAUAUUGAAACUGAACAGACAUGUAUAUUAGAUCCAGAUGAACUCAUUCAAAAGAAAAAAAUUGGAGAAGGAACUUUUGGAGUUGUUUAUAAAGGUGAGUUUAAAGGAAAUAGUGUUGCUAUUAAAAGAAUGAAACCAAAAAUUAAUGACAGUAGUUCUGAAAUAGAAUUUAGAAAAGAAGUAGAAAUGUUAGAAAAAUUUAGAUGUAAUUAUAUUAUUCAUUUCUAUGGAGCAGUAAUAAUUCAAGACAAUAGAUGUGUGGUUACUGAAUAUGCAAAAUAUGGAUCAGUACAAAAAAUGAUUGAAUCAAAACCAUCAAAAUCAUUUUCUAAAAAUAUUAAAAUAAAAAUGUUAUUAGAUGUUGCUAGAGGAAUAGAAUAUCUUCACAACAAUGGUAUUCUUCAUCGUGAUAUUAAACCUGAUAAUAUGUUAGUCACUUCCCUUGAUAAUGAUAUUCCUGUUAAUGCUAAACUCACUGAUUUUGGAAGUGCUAGAAAUAUAAAUUCAUUAAUGACAAAUAUGACAUUUACAAAAGGUGUUGGAACACCUUCUUUUAUGGCUCCUGAAAUAUUAAAACGGAAAAAAUAUAAAACAGCUGCUGAUAUUUAUUCAUUUGCUAUUAGUAUUUAUUCUGUUAUGACAUGGGAAGAUCCUUAUCCUAAACAAGAAUUUGAAUAUCCUUGGGUUAUUGCUACUUUUGUAGCUUCUGGUCAUCGAAGACCACAAAACAAUUUACCUGAUAAUGUUUAUAAACUUAUUUGUGAAUGUUGGUGCGAUGAACCAACUAAUAGACUAAAGAUAGAACAAAUAAUUAAAGAGCUUGAAAUUAUUCGAAAAUCCUUUCAAUCAAAACAUCAUUAA
Messenger RNA from Entamoeba dispar SAW760, 5277 nucleotides. Its product is annotated as protein serine/threonine kinase, putative. Bases 1 to 5277 code for a protein of 1758 amino acids. The transcript has a single exon. NCBI's taxonomy places the organism in Eukaryota, Evosea, Mastigamoebida, Endamoebidae. The record is from RefSeq and is a predicted model, not a curated record. Gene Ontology annotation, biological process: protein phosphorylation. Gene Ontology annotation, molecular function: ATP binding; protein kinase activity.